Paramuricea clavata is the source of this 1401-nucleotide messenger RNA. Lineage: Eukaryota; Metazoa; Cnidaria; Anthozoa; Malacalcyonacea; Plexauridae. The record is from the annotation of a GenBank genome assembly.
AUGUCUGCAGAUACCGUCAGACCAUUUAGUAAACUAGCUGAGAAAUAUGGAGACAUUUUCACAGUCACUUUUCCAUACGGCAACGCUGUUAUCUUGAAUACAGCAUCCCUAGUGCGUGAAGCCAGGCUUGCCCCCGGGAAACAAGAAGAUCUUUUGGGCAAAUCACCGGAGUCUUUCUAUCCUUUCGGGGAGAUAAUGGGUCAUAAUUUGGGCCUAUCUGAUUACUCACCCGCAUAUCUUUUUGAGAGGAAAGUUUUCGUAUCAGCAAUGCAUAUAUUUGGGGCUGGGAUAGAGCAAGCCUCGGUCCGUGCUGGUCACGCUGUUGAAAUCGCGAUGAAAGAAAUCGAAAAUAAACCAGGGAGAUCUUUUUCACCUAAGAAUCUACUCGAAUCCUCCAUAGUUGUGCAACUUGUGGAAUGGCUUACAUCGAAGAAGAUAGCGCUUGAUGAUCCAAUUGUGAAGGAACUCAACGAAUUUAAUGCGAUUAUGGGCAGACAAGCAUUACUUAAUACAAUGUAUCAGUUAUUUCCGUUCCUAUGUUACUUACCAACGCAAUUUUCUCGGGAAAUAAAGCGGGCACAACAGAUUAGAGAGAAAUUUUUCCCACCAGAAUAUCGAGCCCACCAGGAGAGUUACAUUCCAGGCACCAUACGAGAUCUCACAGAUAGCUUUAUCAGUGCAUACGAAAAAGAGCUGGUCAAAGACACUGGGAAAGACAUUGGCUCGAAAGAUAGUGGUAUUCCAGGCUUGAUGCUCAAUGUUGUCGCUGUGGGAUCACAAACUAGCUCGAUAUGGCUAACUUGGUUUUUUCUCUACAAUGUCUUGUAUCCCAAUGUGCAGACCAAAAUACACGAAUGGCAGACCAAAAUACACGAGGAAUUGGACGCAGUAGUAGGACGUGAUCGUCUUCCGAACUGGAAAGACGCAGAAAGCUUGCCAUACCUUCAAGCUACUUUAUCUGAAGUGGAAAGGGCUUCAGGUAUGGUAACGCUCGCCGGGUCAAACGCGAUUCGUGACACAACCAUCGCUGGCUACCACAUACCUAAAGGAACAUUUGUCGGCCUGAAUCUUCCGAAGGUGCAUACGGAUAAACGAGAGUGGCAAGAACCUGAGAAAUUUAAACCUGAAAGAUUUCUGGAUGAGAAUGGCAAGUUCGUCGGCUGGAAUCACCUACGCGGUUUCAUGCCUUUUGGUAUUGGUCGUAGAGAUUGUCCUGGCCAAUCAUUGGCGAAGAUAAUGAUGUUUUCGUUUGCUUCAAUAUUAUUACAUCAUUACAAGAUAGAGUUGCCCGAGGGAGCAGAGAUACCAACUACUAAAGUCUCCACUCCGCAAGCAGUAGCUCAACCAAAUGAUUUUCUAGUUGUUGCAAAGCCGCGGGAACUGGGAUUAUUACAAGACUGA